This is a messenger RNA of Pseudovirgaria hyperparasitica, 2041 nucleotides long. RefSeq names its product RGS-domain-containing protein. The coding region runs from base 168 to 1793 and encodes 541 amino acids. Gene Ontology annotation, biological process: intracellular signal transduction. The record is from RefSeq and is a predicted model, not a curated record. The transcript is spliced from 4 exons. Lineage: Eukaryota; Fungi; Ascomycota; Dothideomycetes; Acrospermales; Acrospermaceae.
CCACACCACCGUCGUCCACCGCUCCGGCGCCCUCUCGUACAACGAGUCAAGCUCAAACUGCGGCACCGUCGGUGGACGAUCGACGCAGGAAGCUUUCGAGGCCUCAGAAUAAAGCCGAGACUCGCAGCUUGCGUGGUGAUUCAUCGUCGCAGGAGAACGACAAAAAAAUGCAUCAAACAUCUUCAAGACUCCUCCGCAUGACGGACGAUGAGCGACCAUAUACUCGGCCUUGCCACGUGUACCUAUCCACUUCCCACGUUUUUCUCUCCCACCAUUCCAUAUACCAAACCUUAAUGUUAGAUUCUGCACUUGCAGUUUCUUCGACCACAUCAAUCAUGUCGUGCUCCCCUAUCACAUCGCUUUCUGAAAUCACCUCAUUUGUCGGAGCUAAGCACGAAUGGGACUUCAAGGACUUGUUCGCCACACUCAUCGUUAGCCUUCCCCUUACAGCGCAUCGUGUCCGCUUUCAGAAAGUUGAUCACACAUUCACCUCUGAAGAAGCUAUCACCAACUUAGGCUCGCUCAAAUUCUCACAAUCUAACCGAAUGCCCGAUCCGAAAGAUCCUUCGCGUAUUGUCACCACCACCACUACCACAACCUUCUCCAUGGCCAAAGAAAUGGCUCGUUCUGUCUGUCAGAAGUUCCUGGACGCGAGAUUCAUCGAGUCUGUUGAUGGAAAGAUCGACUUUACAUCCAAAAGUGCGGUAUGGCAGUUGACACCCAAGGGCAUGCAUAUCCUUCACCGGUUCUGCCUACGCAACGGCAUUGCACAAGACCACGUUAAGAGUAUAAUAGAAUCGCCAAGAAACUGUAUGAAGCUCGUCAUUUUAGAAAGAGAUGUCGAAAGCGAUAGGCUCAGCCAUGACGCCGCUACUGUCGAAGUCAUCUUUCGCAGAUUUGCUGGGCCAGCUCCGAAUGUCAAGACAGAAGCAGCAGUAUCUGACUCUGACUCCAUACAUGAGUAUGCCACUGGCCUGGUCGGUGUCAAGAUGUUGAACGAUCGCAAGGUCGGUGACCGCUUCUACAAACUGUCCUUCACAGGCAAGGCUGCCACAGAUUGGCUCAUGGAUUGUUGCACUAUGGUAGACAAGCGUGAAACAUACGAAGUGGCUAGUCUCUUUGUUGAAUUUGGAUUGAUCCGCGCUGUUGAAGGGUUCGGUAACACGACCCGGUUCCAGGCAUCAAAAGGCGCCAUAUACUACGUCACAGAGCGUGGCCAAGUUGUUGCAGGUUGGCUCUCAGGUCCUACAGGUUCUCUCAAUGGAGAUUCCGCAAGCAAGCUUACUACUCCCGGCAACAUGGUAGGGCGAGAUUCAAAUGCCAACAGGAUGCAAGUCAUCGUCAAAGAUCCCGCCCUCCGGUUACUGUUCAGGGAAUAUUUGAGACAUACUCACUGCGAGGAAAAUCUGUCUUUCUACCUAGAUGUCAGCGAAUUUCUGACAAACUACCGAACCUCUAAGAAGUCUACAAACACACCCAAACUCGAGUUCAUCAGAGAGACGCUCGCGUCGGCUUACAGCCUUUACAACGCUUUCCUUGCACCGGGCUCGCCCUGCGAGCUGAACAUUGACCAUUCAUUGCGCAUUGCAUUGGCAUCCAGGAUGACACGCGCGGUCGGUGACGAUGAUGCGAUGAUCAGAAGUCUUGAUGAGGUUGCCAACCUGUUCGAUCAGGCGCAGACAACUGUAUUCAAACUUAUGGCGACUGACUCGGUACCCAAAUUCUCGAGAGACCCGAAGUAUGUCAAUGUUCUCAAGGAACGUAACCUGGACUUCGGCAACUCCUCGCAAUAGUCAUGAAGUGAUGGAACACCACCUUCACUCUAUUCGGAGACGUUCUACAACUCUCACUCGCGCCCAGUCUCGAACAGAACACUUACCUUCAACAACUGGUGAGACGCUAUACAGACAUUCAUUUGACCAUCACAUCGUGUCUCACCUGUAUGCCUCGCCUGCAGCCAACUUGCAAUAUAUUGUGAGAGUUUCGUAAAUAAAACCCGCCGCAUGCGCUGCAGGACUGUCGAACCUCGCGAGCCGUCUUC